AUGUCCGACUACGCUUCCAGCUCGUCCCGGCCUGGUUCGCCUGUUGGCGAGCUGCCUGCUCUUCCGAAUGCAGUUACGAGUUCGUUCAGAUUCACGUGGGAUGAGGCUUACAAGCGAGGACCCGGUAGUGUCUCCGAGUCGACGGAAGGACGCGGAGGUGAUUACCUUGGUUUAGGUCCCAUGGUGGGUCCAUACGGAGAGGUUCAUACGCCGUCUGGCGCAAAUCUCGCGUUGGCUGGGAUAUCCAAUGUUGGUGGUGUGGGUGCGGAUUGGACGAGCUCGGUACAUGGGUUCCAUGCCAUAUCCACUGUCCUGAACAACCCUCAUAAGAAGCAGGCACCUCCAAAGGCUCACUCCGCUCUUCCCGCAGUACCGCCUGCAGACCUUCCCAGAGUGCGGCGAAAGGACUUCGACGCGUAUCUGAAGUCUGUCGCGCCAGAGUGGGACAACUUUGUCCGGAACGCAGAGCAAGGGCGGGAAGGCAUUGCGCGCAUCGGUGAGGCGAGCAGCGCCCCUCCGCAAGAUACGGAUGAGCCCAGGACACCUCGCCCAGGGCAGGCCAAAGCGCUACCACUGCUGGACUCGGUAUCCCCAGUAUACUUCGACAAGGAGUUCAAUCUAGGUGACCCCCGGACGUUCGCUACUGUGCUUCAACAAGACCCAUCCACCUCAACAUUCUCCACGCUCUCUGAGACACUCGACCCGACGACCUACCAACCUCCGCUAGACACACUGCCCACGUACCUCGACACGAUUGAGCAACAUCUCAUACGCGAAAUUAGCAUACGGUCGCACAGCUUCUUUGCCGCUCUCUCAAAUUUGCAGGACCUCCAAAGCGAAAGUGCUGGAUGUCUGACCCGGAUAUCUUCGUUGCGCGGUCUGCUGAAACAAGUUGACGAUGGCACAGCGAAGAAGGGUCUCGGUGUGGUGGUGUUGGAGGAGAGAAAGCGGAAUCUGGGAAAGGUGAGGCAAGCACUGGGGGAAGUUGCUGCAGUGCAGGAGAUGGUGGGCAUCGCGAAGGGGCUUGUCAAUGCUGGCCAGUGGGGCGAGGCGCUGGACGUCGUGGAGGAGUUGGAAAGGCUAUGGGACAGCGAGGACGAAUCGCAGACGCCAACGGCUCAUGUGGGAAAGAAGGAUACAGGUAGCAGGAGCUCAUCACUGCCAACCGUCCAAGAAGACGAGACUGAGGUAUCAAACGCAUCGGAACCGCAUUCUCCGCGCGAACCACUGUCCCAGUCACCCCUCGCAACGCAGAAACAGUUGCAAAAGCUCUCAGAACCGUCGUCUGUAACCACAGCACGCCCGUCGCUAUCUAUCCCGCUAUCUUCUCUAUCCGCAUUCUCGGCCCUUCCGUCACAACUGCAGGCCCUUACAUCUCAAAUCGCUACCUCAUUGUCAACGGAGCUGGUCUCUGUUCUUCGUAUUGAUCUUCUGGAUCGCAUUGACCAAAUAGUCAAGGAUGAUUUGAAGCAAAGAGAGCUGCAGAUGUCAUUCGGGGACCAAAUACGGCCUCUGCUGCAUGCGCUUGCAAGGACAGGUGCUGUACAAGAUGCCCUCAGGCAAUGGCGCGAAGUCGCGUGCGCAGAGGUUCGCAGCAUCUUGCAUCAGAACGUACCGAUUCUCGACCUCGGAGAUGAGACAGACCUGGCUUCAGCUCCAUCCACAGAACCCGUCAAAGCUAUCCGUGCCUUGGACCAUUCGAUAUUUUUAGGGCACGCCCAGACAAUGUACAGAGCCUUCUUGGGCAGUAUCGAAGGCAUUCAGGCCCAGAACGAAGUCAUCUUCGAAAUUGUGAACUCUGUCCUUCAGGCCCGACCCACCCCUCGCUCGCCUUCUACCCCUACGCCUGCGUCAUAUUCUCAGUCGACUGCGCUGACGCCGGUGCUUCAAGAAACACUGUCCACUGCUGCAGAGCUUGCAAAUGCUUGCGCUGCACGGGUGCUCACCGUGCGUUCAGAAGAGCACGCCAAACUCGACCUCUGGGAGUUCUACGAGCUGUUCAACAAGACAUGGGACUUCGUCGUGCGAAGCGAAGUGCUGAGUCGACGAAUGAUCGUCGGCUUGAGGGGUGCCAUCGUUGGGCAGUCGAAAGUCUUCCUCCAAAGCUUCCAUCAAUCACGUCUGAACGCCUCUUCGAAGCUAGUAGAAGACGAGCAGUGGAGCCCAGCCGAGGUCCCACCGACCGUGCAGAACAUUGUGAACCUCAUCGUAGAUGCCUCCAUCCGUGACCCCGUCGAGUUUAUGUUCGACCCGCCACCACGACCGGAGGGAACAGAGCCAGAGCCAACCUCACCACUACUCCAACCCAAGUCGCCGACGCUUAGUACUAAUGGUGGCUUGAUGCAACCGUCUUCCCCCGUUCCCUCGCCAAUAGUUCCACUCCAAAUGCCGUUGCACCUCACGCCCAAUCCCUCUAGCUCGCCGUCCGCGAAGCGGCGCUCUGCGUCACACUCUCCGGGUAAGCAUCUGCACAUCGAAGGACGGCACUUCUUCGCCGUCUCGGCUACGCUUGAGGUGCUUGUGCUCCUCGCAGAUUAUCUCAAGGUCAUUAUCAACCUCGAGACCCUUACGACCGACAGCGUGUCACGGACGAUCGAGCUGCUGAAGGCGUUCAACUCGCGGACAUGUCAGGUCGUCCUUGGUGCGGGUGCUAUGCGCAGUGCUGGUUUAAAAAACAUCACCGCAAAACAUUUGGCCUUGGCAUCGCAGAGCCUCUCGAUCAUGAUAUCACUUAUACCCUAUGUGAGAGAGACCUUCCGGCGCCACCUUAGCCAGAAACAAGCCGUCAUGUUGGUUGAGUUCGAUAAGCUGAAGCGGGACUACCAAGAGCACCAAAACGAGAUCCAUGCGAAGCUCAUUGCAAUUAUGAGCGACCGACUCAGUGCGCAUAUACGGACCCUGCAGACUGUCAAGUGGGACGUACCGAAAGAAGAUGGCGGCAUCAACGACUACAUGGAGUUGCUAGUGAAAGAGACCGUCACGUUGCAUAAAGUGUUGUCAAGGUACCUGGCUGUGUCAGUGGUUGAGGUGCGUCGUCUCCGCAUGAAUGAGAAGCAUGAUGUCUCACAGCGCGACGUCGAUUUAGUAUGUCAUGACUCAAGUGUUCGCUGCAAUCAACCAUCGACUGUCGGAAGAGUAUGCGGCCAUCGAUCUGCCGUCUCAGGAGGCAAAAGAGAGGUUAGUCUUGUUAACAUCGAAUUUACCCUUUCUCACGCCUUCUGCAGGUUACUCGCAGACGCCAAGUAUCUGCACGAGAAGCUCUCUGGUCUCAAGAAUGUUCGCGCACCCACGGCGAUGCUGGAGAUCGUCGUCAAUGAGAAGCGAGUUGCCCCGCCAGCGCCGACAUCACCGGCACCGCCGACGCCUGGGACGCCUUCGAUCAGCAACGUGUCGGAUCAGUCCCGCCCGGCAGCAGCCUCCCGCUUCGCGACCAUGUUCAGCAGAAUGGACGGCCUCAAGACCAAAGCCGCGACUCCCACGUUAUCUCCAGCGCCACAGCCUCAGCCCACGCCAGGGACGGCCACCCCAACCAGCGAGAGCGAGAAGGCACUGAACGCCCCGAGCCCCUCGCCCGAGCCUCGCGCCCUCUCGCCCGCGCCGCCGUCGCCGUCGCAGCAGCAGCAGCCGAACGGCCUCGGCUCCGCGCUGUACACGUCCGAGAACGGCUCGGCCUCGCGCACCUUCCUGUCGCCGACGCCGAACGGCCUCGUCGAGGAGCCGCAGGACAUGGACGGCACCGCGGGCAACGACAUCCCGCCGCACUCGCCGGCUGUUGCGCCGUACUCGCCGCCGCGCUCGCCGUCGAUACCGCUCCCGGGCAGUCGACCGGGCAGUCGGCCGGGCAGCAGGCCGCACUCGCCGCUGCCGAGGCCUGAGCCGAUACCGCUGCCUGAGGCGGAUGAUACGGACAUGGAGUGA
Molecule: messenger RNA, 3918 nt
Organism: Phanerochaete carnosa HHB-10118-sp
Lineage: Eukaryota; Fungi; Basidiomycota; Agaricomycetes; Polyporales; Phanerochaetaceae
Exons: 8
Coding region: 1-3918 (1305 amino acids)
Biological process (GO): Golgi to vacuole transport; retrograde transport, endosome to Golgi
Cellular component (GO): GARP complex
Molecular function (GO): syntaxin binding
Source: RefSeq, a predicted model, not a curated record